CUCCUCCUUCGUUCUCCCAUUGGCCGAGCACGCCGAGCCCCGCCCACUGAGCGGUCCUCAUUGGCUAUCCAUCGCUUCCAGGCUUUGAUUGACGGAUGUGGAAGGGAGGCGGUCCCUGAGGGCAGAGCGAGAAGAAGGAAGGCCGUCCAUUUUGGAGAGGCUGAGGUCGAGCUUGUUUUGGAGAGAAGGAAGAAGGCUUCGUGGGAAGAAAGAGAUAAGAAAGAAAAAAAAGAAGAGUCAAUUAACUGUAUUCCAAUUGAACAUCCAUAUCACUAUUGACAUGAAGGAGAAAGCAUCUAGCUGUCUGGAGUGUGGAAAGAGCUUUGCUCAGCGUGGAAGCCUACAUUUACAUCAAAGGACUCACACUGGUGAGAAACCCUAUACAUGCCUGGAGUGUGGAAAGAGCUUUGCUCAGCGUGGAAGCCUACAUUCACAUCAAAGGACUCACACUGGGGAGAAACUCUAUACAUGCCUGGAGUGUGGAAAGAGCUUUGCUCAGAGUGGAAACCUACAUUCACAUCAAAGAACUCACACUGGGGAGAAACCCUAUGAAUGCCUGGAGUGUGGAAAGAAAUUCACUGAGAGUGGAACACUACGUAAACAUCAAAGGACUCACACUGGGGAGAAACCUUGUACAUGCCUGGAGUGUGGAAAGAGCUUCACGAAAAGUGCAGCUUUAAGUACGCACCAGAGGACUCACACUGGGGAGAAACCCUAUACAUGCUUGGAGUGUGGAAAGAGCUUUGCUCAGAGUGGAAGCCUACGUUCACAUCAAAGGAUUCACAGUGGGGAGAAACCCUAUCAAUGCCUGGAAUGUGGAAAGAGCUUCACUGAGAGUGGAACACUACGUAAACAUCAAAGGGCUCACACUGGGGAGAAACCCUAUAUAUGCCUGGAGUGUGGAAAGAGCUUCACUGAGAGUGGAGGCCUAUAUUCACAUCAAAGGACUCACACUAGGGAGAAACCCUAUACAUGCCUAGAGUGUGGAAAGAGCUUCACUCAAAAUUCAGCCCUACAUUUACAUCAAAGGACUCACACUGGGGAGAAACCUUAUACAUGCCAGGAGUGUGGCAAGAGCUUCUCUCAGAGUGUACAUUUAGAUAUACAUCUAAGGUCUCACACUGGGGAGAAACCCUAUAAAUGCCUGGAGUGUGGACAGAGCUUUUCUUAUAGUUCAGUUCUACGUUCGCAUCAAAGGAUUCAUACUGGGGAGAAACCCUAUACAUGCAUGGAGUGUGGAAAGAGCUUCACUAAAAAUUCAGCUCUACAUUUACAUCAAAGGACUCACACUGGGGAGAAACCCUAUACAUGCCUGGAGUGUGGAAAGAGCUUCUCUCAGAGUGCACAUUUAGAUAUACAUCUAAGAUCUCACACUGGGGAGAAACCCUAUACAUGCCUGGAGUGUGGAAAGAGCUUCAAUCAAAAGUCAACUCUACAUUUACAUCAAAGAACUCACACUGGGGAGAAACCCUAUACAUGCCUGGAGUGUGGAAAGAGCUUCACUAAAAAAUCAGCUCUACAUUCACAUCAAAGGACUCACACUGGGGCAAAACCCUAUACAUGCUUGGAAUGCGGAAAGAGCUUCACUAGUAGUUCAUACGUACGUUCACAUCAAAGGAUUCACACUGGGGAGAAACCUUAUACAUGCCUGGAGUGUGGAAAGAGCUUCACUCAGAGUUCAGCUCUAAAUACUCAUCAAAGGUCUCACACUGGGGAGAAACCCUAUACAUGCCUGGAGUGUGGAAAGAGCUUCGUUAGUAGUUCAGAUCUACGUUCACAUCAAAGAACUCACACUGGGGAGAAACCCUAUACAUGCCUGGAAUGUGGAAAGAGCUUCAUUCGUACCUCACAUCUACAUUCACAUCAAAGGACCCACACUGGGGAGAAACCCUUGACAUCUGAUUAGUUUGUUUUCAAGAUCAUUGGGGGAUCUUGUCGAAGGCCUUUCUGAAAUCAAAAUAUGCUACAUCCACAGCAUUUCCUGCAUCUACCAAGCGUGUAACACUUUCAAAAAAGAUAAUGAGAUGAGUCUGGCAUGACUUAUUUUUGAGAAAUCCCUGUUGAUUUUAUAGUGAUCACAGCCUUUUCCAAGCAAUUACAGUUUGUCUCCUUAAUUAUAUGCUCCAGAAUCUUUCCUGGUCUUGAUAUUAGGCUGACUGGAUAUUGGUCAUUGGUUGGUCCUCUCUUUUCCCCUUCUUGAAGAGAGGAACAACAUUUGCCCUCCUCAGCUUUCUGCUGGGACUUCUAUUCUCCAAGAAUCUCAAAGAGAUUAUUUAUUGUCAGUGACUCUGAAAUGACUUCUGAUUGUUCCUACAAUAUUCUUGGAUGCAGUUCAUCUGGCUCUGGAAACUUGAAUUCGUUUAGAGUAGCCAGGUAUUUCUGGACUACUUGAUCUAUUUUGGUUUGCAUAUCCUCUAUAAUACAUCAAAUAUACAUACACAAUAAUAGAAAUAUAACCAAAACUCAGAACAUUGUCAGCAACUGCCUUGGCAUCAGAUCUAAGAUUAGGAAGACAUGUUAAAAAUUGAAUAAAAAUAUGGACACAAUUAACAUUUUAAAUGCUGAUCAGUGGGUUUUAUUAGUUAGGUACUGAGUUGCCAUUGGAAUGGAAUUACUAAAUGAAAUUUUAAUCCAGUUUAAUAUUCCCUUUUGGUGUGUUUUUAAUUGUAUUGGAUUUUUUUAAAAUCAUGAGAGGAAGCAUCAUAUACAUUCCUUUUUUUAUUAUUGGAGGGGGUAGAACUCUGGGAGAAAACGCCUCUUUGAAUCCCACUCUUUGAAUUCUAUGAUCCCAUUAUUAAUUUUACCAUUCCCAAAUGGAGUUUUUGGUCACUCUGUGACUAUUGUUAUCAUGAUCAUUAUUAUAAUUAUCGAUGUGAUUAUUGUGUCACAACCAUGUAGUGCUUUUAUUGUGUAAAAUCACUUUCUAUAUGUAGUAUUAGCUUUAUCACAUUUAUAUAGCUUUUUCUAUAUAUUAUAUAUACUGUAUUUUAUUUUUACAUUGCUUACAUUUGUUUUACCUAUUACAUUUAUUUUUCUAUACAUUGGAACCAUGCCUUAAGAGCAUCCCAACUUAGGAGUGUUUUGAGUUAAGAACUGUUGCUCGGUCUUGCGUUCGCUUUGACAUUCAAGCAGCGUUUUGAGUUAAUAGCUACCACCAAAGGGAGCACUAGCACGGGAGUACAGGGCCUUAGGGCUUCAAGGGAGCAGCCUCAGUGCUUUGUUCCUCCAUGUCUCGUCCUCCUGUCCGUUUGGAAGAUUUCGUUUUGAGAUAAGAGCAUUUUGAGUUAAGAAUUUGGUCACAGAACAAAUUAAAUUCCUAAGUAAAGUUGUCAACUUACUAGCUUUGGUUCCCAGCGGACUCCUGGCUUUUCUGGGUGUCAUUUCUAAUCUUGGAGGCUGCUCCCUUUUCUCCUCGUCUUCUGGUGUGAAUGCCUGUCAGUGUCCACACAAUGAAGCCUUAUGUGCCUCAUCAAGGAAGAGCAGCGAUCAAGAGGCACAUCGUUGCCAGGAACCUUUCCCCACAGAGCCUUUAGAAAGAAGCCAUGGCCAUUAUCAAGGAAUUAAGAGGUGUUGCUGUCCAGCAGGAGGUUUGAGACAGGAUGGCUGAUGGAAGAGUAGCCCCAUGAGACACUGACCAAUAUCAUGGUAAAGAAGACAAAUGUGUUUCUGCCAUGGCGGAGCAACAGGAAGUGAGGCCAUGGGGAAGAGUGAGCUGGUCUGUUGCUGCCAUUGUCCUCUAGAAGUCCUUCUGAUCUGUUGUCAUUGAUCCCUCGAGACCCUUCUGCUCUGUCAUUGUCACUGUCCAUUAGAGGCCCCUCUGGUCUCACUAUCUUGGAAGCCGCCAAUAAAAAAAGGAUUUGAAAGGGGAGAAAGGAUGUCAGGAAACUUUACAGCUGCAGUCCGGCCUGAUAGGAGGACAAGAAAGGUUGCUCUCUUGAUCGGGCAUCCUGUCUGGCCCUGACUUGGGGGUUCAGCCCCACAUCAAGGAAAGCACCAAACCUAGGAGACCCCAAGGCCAUCUAGCUAAGCCCCUUCAGCUAUGCAGGAUGCAAUCCCUCCCGAGAGAGGCUCUUCCAACUACUCUGACCUCCGAAGUGGAGCAGGGCCAGUCCUGGUGAAAACCCAGAUGGGAGGCUGCCAGGAGUGCUUUAGGCUAGACCAUCCAGAACAUGACAGAAAGUGCCAGUGGUGGACUGGGGCCUUUGGACACCUAGGCUUUGAGCCCCCAUCAUUUGGCCAUGGAAGCCCAUUGUAGGCGACCAAGAGAGGGUCACUCUCAGGGGAAGGCAAGGGCUGCCCCUUCGGAACCAUCCAUGCUGAGAAAACCCUGAGAGAGGUCCGCCUGAUGGUUGCAUUGCCAUGACUCAGAAAGGACCCUGAAGGCCAUCAACAACAGCAACCUUUGUGUUUCCAAUCAAAUGGGAAAGUAUUUUGGACCACAAUCCCCAUUAAGGAAGGAAGCCAAUAGCGAAAGGGGGAUCAGGAGAGAAACUGACAUUUUAAAGGCAGCUGGAAAUGUGGGGCAGCAGCAGGGUAUGAAUGCUUGGUCCUCUUACAGCAGAAGGGGGCUGGGUUGGUUGGCCUUGGGGUGCCUUCGAACAGUAGGACCCUAUGAUUUCUCCCCUUAAAAUGGUCCCAAAAACUGCUACGAUUGCCCUGGCCUUCCAGCACCACGGAAGACCAGCCCAGCCAGGAGUAUUUGGGGGGGGGGGGGGGAGUGCCUUCCAUAUAUAUAGUGCUACCUCCUCCCCCUCCAAUCUCUAGUCUGUCACCUGAUGAUGGACCUGGAAAGAAGGGAGAGCCCUGACUAAGCAGCAGAGCCUAGAAGGGAGCAACACUGGCCCCUGGCUCCACUCCCAGCCCUGCUUUGGCCCGAGUCUCCUGGGAGGAAGAGCCUGGCUCUGCCCCUUGCCUCCAUGCCCCACUGCCCCAGUUUGGUGGGCAGCCUCUGAAUGAAACCGAGGCCAAAGGGGGGAGUGGUAGGAGGACCGAGAGGGAAGCUGGGACCUUUUAAAAGGUGGGACAAUGGAGGGCUCAUGGGGCUGCCCCUCUGGGAAACGCGCCCUCGGAGAAGGCCUUUUCAGGGACCCUUUUCCAGCAGAGAAGGAAUGAAGACUCGUGUAUUGCCCAAUAAGGGGGGGGGGUAGGUACCAUGGGUCCAGUUCUUCCUCCUAUCCUUUCAAACAUUUUUUCUUCCUGAUGUUCUCUUGUUUCUUGAUUCCUUUUGUCAAGUCUGUCUUCCUCUGUUCUUGAGCAAAGGGGGAAGAGAUAAGGCCAGAAAAGAUCUCAAAAACAAUUUUUAAAAUGUGGGAAUAUAUAUACCGGAAGCUUUUCUUUUGGGAUUAACAUGUGACACAAUUCAUAAGAAGUUCAGGCUGAAGGAAUUUGAAGAAUAUCACUACUGGUUUACUGUAUUUGGGGUUUUUAUCUUGACAGUGUAUGGCUUGUUUAUUUGUAAAUUUGUUUAUUGUAUAAUAAAUAAAAAUGAUGUUUUUAAAAUAAGAAAAGUCCAGUGGAGACAAGUUUUACCUCAGGAAAAAUACCUUCUACCUAAAAAAAAAAAAGCACCUUUGCCUCUUGCCAUUGCACAACAGCCCUGUCAAGUAGGCCAGGCUCAGAACUGAUUGCCAUGGUUCUUAAUGGAUAUAACGACCCUGCCAGGUACACCAGGCCCAGAAUUAAGAGCCUUGAUCUUUCUUCAUCCCAUACAAUGACCCUGCCAGGCUCAGAAUUAAGAGUCUUGAUCCUUCUCCAUCCAUACAGUGACCCUGUCAGGUACGCCAGGCCCAGCAUUAAGAGUUUCGGUUUUUCUCCAUCAAUGCAACGAACCUGCCAAGUAGAACAAGCCUGGAGUUAAGAGCCUUGGUCCUUCUCUAUCAAUACGGUGACCCUGCCAGGAAGACCACGCCUGAAAUUACGAGUCUUGGUACUUCUCCAUACAACGACCCUGCCAGGUAGGGCAGGCCCAGCAUUAAAAGCCUUGGUCCUCCAUCCAUACAACGACAUUGCCUGGCAUGCCAGGCUCAGAAUGAAGAGUCUUGGUCUUUUUUACUCAAUACAACAACCCCGCCAGGUGGGCCAGGCACAGAAUUAAGAUUCUUGGUCCUUCUCCACCCAUACAACAACCCUGCCAGGUAUGCCAGGCCUGAAUUAAGAGUCUUGGUCCUUUCCUACCCAUACAAUGACGCUGUCAGGUAGGUCAGGCCCAGCAUUAAGAGCCUUGGUCCUGCUCCAUCCAUACAACCCCGCCAGGUGGGCCAGGCACAGAAUUAAGAGUCUUGGUCCUUCUCCAUACAAUGACCCUGCCAGGUAGACCAGGCCCAGAAUUAAGAGCCUUGGUCCUUCUCUAUCAAUACUAUGACCUUGCCAGGAAGGCCACACCUGGAAUUAAGAAUCUUGGUCCUUCUCCAUGGAUACGUCCCUGCCAGGUAGGCCCAAUUUUCUGGAUCCAUCUAAGUCUGGUUUCAGGCCUGGCUAUGGGACAAAGACGUCUUGGUGGAUGAUCUACGGAGAGCUAGAUGGGAAUGUGUCCCUGCAAGUUUUCCUGGACCUCUCAGCGGCUUUCAGUACCAUUGACCAUGGUAUCCUUCUGGGCCAUCUCUCUGGGAUUGGACUUGGGGGCAUUGUUCUCCAGUGGCUUUCCUGGAGGGUCAAACCCAGAAGGUGGAGCUAGGGAAGUCCUGGUUGACUCCCUGGCCAGUGGCCUGUGGGGUCCCUCAGAGUUCAAUUCUGUCCUCCAUGCUGUUCCAAUAUUUACAUGAAACCACUGGGAGAUCAUCUGGAGUUUUGGAGUGUGGUGUCAAAUUUAUGCGGACAACACCCAACUCUAUUACUCUUUUCCACCAAAUACCAAGGAUAUCGUCAGUAAAGGAGGCCCUGCUCUCAGUCCCACCCCCAUCUCAAGUACAACUGGUGGGAACGAGAGAGAGGGUCUUCUCUUUGGCCGCCUCCCACCUCUGGAACUCCCUCUAAAGAAAUAAGGUUGGUCCCCUCCCUCCUCCUUCAAAAAACAUCUAAAGACCUACUUCUGCUCAUUAGCAUAUGGAGAGGAGGAUUAAUUAAUGAGAGACCAUUUCCAGAUCCUGAUUGAGAACUAUGCUGUAUCCAGGCGCUGUUAGUCUAGGUCAGCCCAAUUUGCCACUAUAGGCCACAUAAUCCAAUCCACACAACCGUUUUGAACUUCAGUUGGUUUUUGUAAAUUACUGUGAAUGUUUAUUUAGAUUUUAUGUCACAAUAUAAUUCUUGUCUGAUUCUGUCUGACUAUAUUAGUUUGUUAUUGAUGUUAUGUUCAAUUCACUGAUAAUAGUUUUACUUUGAUGUUAGGUUUUUAACGCUAUAUUCAUAUGUGGGGUCUUGUUGGGAUUUUAUACCCAUGUUUAUCUGUUCUUUGGAGGCACUGAAUGUAUACCAUUGUUUGUAGGAAUCCGCUCUGAGUCCCAUCAGGGAGAUAGGGCUAAAUAAAAAUAAAGUUUUAUUAUUAUUAA
Messenger RNA from Anolis carolinensis (green anole), 7484 nucleotides. RefSeq names its product zinc finger protein 420. Gene Ontology annotation, cellular component: nucleus. Gene Ontology annotation, biological process: regulation of gene expression. Bases 281 to 1906 code for a protein of 541 amino acids. Lineage: Eukaryota; Metazoa; Chordata; Lepidosauria; Squamata; Anolidae. The record is from RefSeq and is a predicted model, not a curated record. The transcript has 2 exons.